AUGGCUGCUCGACCGACAACACCAAUGUCCCCCAAGACCGCCAAGGUCAAGUCGCCGGUCCCUGGAACACCCGUUUUCGGAUGCGAGCACAUCCAGCGACUCUUCACACAGUCCCAAGAGGGCAUUACCCAGUCUGUUCACCACUACAAGAUGAUCCUGAAAAACAUCUUUGAACAUACUCCUAUUGUGCCACAGACGUCCAAGAACUCGGAUGGUCAGGUCAUGACCUCUCUCACGUCCAACUACCUCUGUCUGCAGUGCUCGACCAUCGUCAACGACGAGGACCGCCUAAAGCAUGGCACAAAGAAGCAGCACCGCUUCUACGUUGAUUCGCGAAGCGGCGCCCUCUACUGCCAGAUCUGUGACGAUCUGGUCUGGGACCCCACACUGGAAGAGCUUCGAGUGCGCAAGAUGGGAACCGGAACAUUCUCAAGUCGCAAGAGAAAACAUGACGAGAUGUUCUCUGAUGGCGUCAAGGACAGCGCUGCGAACAACCCGGGCUUCAUCUCAAACAACACCACCACCGCCUCUUGCAAAGCAAACGGUCUGCGUGGAAUCUACAAUGCUGGAGCAACUUGCUACCAGAACGUGGUUUUGCAGAGCUUUCUCCACAACCCCUUGCUACGCAACUUCUACCUCAGCGAUGGCCACCAGAGCACCGACUGUUCGCUGACCAAUUGUCUGAGCUGCGCCAUGGAUGACAUGUUCCAGGACUUUUACGCCGUUGAGAAUACUAACGGAUUCACGGCUGCGAGUAUUCUCUCCGGGUUCUGGAUAUCGGAGAAGAAGGCAUUUGAGAACCUCGUCACUACCAAGGAGCAGGAUGCUCAUGAGUUCUUCCAGUUUCUCGCAGAGGAACUCCACGAACGCAACGGGGACGGCAAGAGACCAGAAACUGGUAGCGAGCAUACGUGCAAUUGCAUCAUUCACCAGACGUUCUACGGCAAGCUGCAGAGCUCUACGACCUGCCAGAAUUGUGGAGGCGUCACCAAUGCGGUGCAGUCGUUUUUAGACCUUAGCCUUGGACUGGAGAAUUUGUCUCACAAGAGGAAGAAGGGAGGGCCCAAGGUGCCCAGCUUGACCCUUCAGGAGUGCCUGGACGAGGAGUAUGUCAAAUCAGACAAGUGCGAGUAUCGAUGCCACAACUGCAGCUCGAUGCAGCAGGCGAAACGAGCCACCAGCAUUAAGAGGCUGCCCAAUGUGCUUGCUAUUCAACUGAAGCGUUUCGAGUACAAGCAGGGCCGCCAUGAUCGUGCGCCCUCGAAGAUCGACACGAUUGUCAAUUUUCCCUUACAGCUCAACAUGCUUCCAUAUACAACGAGAGGCAGAGGCGCGGACUCCAAGGACGCGUUCGAGCUGGGACGAUCUUGCACGUACGACCUUCUUAGUGUAGUGGUCCACGUCGGCGAAAUCGACACAGGUCACUAUGUCUCAUACUGCCGAGUUGGUGACCAGUGGUUCAAGUUCAACGACCAUAAGGUCGAGAUGGCGUCCAAGUCGGAGGUGCUGAGCGCCCAGCCAUACCUACUCUUCUACAUCAUCCGCUCCCUUUCGUAG
This is a messenger RNA of Colletotrichum graminicola M1.001, 1557 nucleotides long. Its product is annotated as ubiquitin carboxyl-terminal hydrolase. The transcript has 6 exons. Gene Ontology annotation, molecular function: cysteine-type deubiquitinase activity; zinc ion binding; cysteine-type endopeptidase activity. NCBI's taxonomy places the organism in Eukaryota, Fungi, Ascomycota, Sordariomycetes, Glomerellales, Glomerellaceae. The record is from RefSeq and is a predicted model, not a curated record. The coding region runs from base 1 to 1557 and encodes 518 amino acids. Gene Ontology annotation, cellular component: cytosol; nucleus.